Messenger RNA from Monopterus albus (swamp eel), 1650 nucleotides. RefSeq names its product macrophage receptor with collagenous structure (gene marco). NCBI's taxonomy places the organism in Eukaryota, Metazoa, Chordata, Actinopteri, Synbranchiformes, Synbranchidae. The transcript is spliced from 14 exons. Gene Ontology annotation, cellular component: membrane. The record is from RefSeq and is a predicted model, not a curated record. The coding region runs from base 87 to 1367 and encodes 426 amino acids.
GAAAAUUAAGUUUUCCUCACAUCACACCCCACAUCUUAUAAGGUUUCCUGAAGUAGGAAGUGACAGUGACUUCAGCUCUAGAGAAGAUGGAGACAUCAUUGGAUGAGACCAUGGAUCGAGUCUCAUACACCCAGACUAACCCACUGUUUGACAUGUCUGUCAGCAAGAGCGAUCUUUACCAUUUCCAGCCUGAUGAUCUGAAGCCAGCAAGGCCCAAACAACGGUGGUGUUUUAGUAUGAUUGUUUUAUACAUCAUCUUGCAGACAGCCCUGAAUGCCUUUCUCCUCUAUAAAGUUUUCUCGAUGGAGUCUUCACUGUCAAAGCUCAGCUCAGAGAAACUGAUGUCACUUCCUCUGGGUGGAGGACAGGGUGAUGGCAGCCUCCAAACACUGGUCCACAACAACAGUCAAGAAGCCAGAAGCCUGAGAGACCACCUGGGGGUCCUGCAGAGCAAGGUCAACAGCUUGUGUGGAGAGGAGGGUCAGUUGGACAGGCUGAGGGCUGACUUUGGCCUGCUCAACCGCAGCACUUACAACCUGGAGGGCAAACUGACAACCAUAAGCCUCAAACCAGGACCCCCUGGUCCCCAGGGCGCAAAUGGGCUGCCAGGGCUGACAGGUCAUCCAGGAGAGAGGGGCUUCAAAGGUGAAAGUGGUGUUGCUGGGUCUCCAGGACCAAAAGGUGAUACUGGGCUCAACGGUAAACCUGGAGAGCCAGGAGCUGUUGGUCAGAUUGGCCCACCUGGACCCCCUGGACCAGCUGGACCCAGCGGUCACCCUGGGAUCCCAGGAGCCCCUGGGAAUCAAGGACCAGGUUCAAAGGGAGAGAAAGGAGAACCUGGGGCCCUAGGCCUUCGUGGAGAAAAAGGUUCCACGGGGACACCUGGUGAAAAAGGAUCUUCUGGGGUCCGAGGUCCUCCUGGGUUACAAGGACUAAAAGGAGACCCUGGACGUUCUGGUCCAUCAGGACCUCCAGGUCCCAGAGGACCUAGUGGAACUCAAGGUCCACCCGGACCACCAGGUGCCAAAGGAGACAAAGGAGACAAAGGAGACCAAUCAAACCCAUCAGACUUGAACGUACGUCUAGUGCCAGGGAAAUAUCGAGGGCGAGUGGAGGUGAAGUACAAUGGGGUCUGGGGUACAGUGUGUGACGACAGAUUCGACACUGCGGAUGGCACAGUGAUUUGUAAGAUGCUGGGCUUCCGAGCUGCCGUUUCCACCUUCAGUCCCACUUCGGGGUCUGGUCGCAUCUGGCUGGAUGAUCUGCAAUGCACAGGAAAAGAGUCCAGUAUCUUUAACUGCCCACAGAGUGAAAUUGGUGUUAACAACUGCAAUCACGAUGAAGACGUUGGAGUGCAUUGUAUCUAGACUGACACCAUACUGAAGAUGGACACCCCCACCCCACCCCGAAAGAGAGAGAGACAGAGAGAGAGAGGUGUUUUCUCUGAUAAACCUGCAGUGAGUGGUGGGCACACGAACGUUCACGGCUGAAUAUUCAAAAAACAUAUAAAAGCAUAAAUUUGCCUUCAGCUAAGUUCUACUUUAUGAACACAUUAGUGCCUCUGCUGUGUGUGAUAUUGUUGUCAAAUGAGUGUGCUGUAAACAAAAAGCUUACUAAUUAAACUGUACUGGAAUAAACAUUUCAAGGGUU